Morchella sextelata is the source of this 561-nucleotide messenger RNA. RefSeq lists its product as uncharacterized. The transcript has 2 exons. The record is from RefSeq and is a predicted model, not a curated record. The coding region runs from base 1 to 561 and encodes 186 amino acids. Lineage: Eukaryota; Fungi; Ascomycota; Pezizomycetes; Pezizales; Morchellaceae.
AUGACGAGGGCCAAUCCCACAUCUAUCACCAGCCAAGACGGUGUCGCCGCACCUACCGGCGACGUACCGACCUCACCUAACCAGCCAUCUUCCGCCGCCAUCGAGCCGGAGCAACCCCACAACAGUGACGGCACUCCAGCCCCUAUCCGCCACAUCACCCAACGUCGGCCUCUCAUUACCAUCGCCCGCCCUUCCGGGCAGUUUACAAAUUAUCCAUUCCCAUCCACAGGCACUCACUACCCCCAAGAAGAUGCAGCGGCGAUGGUUGAGGACGCACGUACUGUAUGCGCAAUAGCCCGCGAAAUACCAACGGAGGAGCCCGAGGCUAGCGCGACGGGGGUUCUGCAUGAUGGGGUGGAGGCGGUGGAGGCGGUCGAUUCAAUACGUGGAGGGCCGUUUAUGCAGAAUUCAGCGGUUGAGAGACGGGGACGGGGUGCCGGUGGAGUCAGAGGUGGGUUGCGUGGUGCGGGUAGGUCUCGGGGAAGGGGUAGGCCUCGGAGGCCAAAGAUCAUUGAUGAUUUGUCGAGGGACUUCAAUGCAGGCAAGGAACUUGGCUUCUGA